Molecule: messenger RNA, 4834 nt
Organism: Panicum virgatum (switchgrass)
Lineage: Eukaryota; Viridiplantae; Streptophyta; Magnoliopsida; Poales; Poaceae
Product: ATP synthase protein MI25
Exons: 1
Coding region: 4148-4768 (206 amino acids)
Biological process (GO): proton motive force-driven ATP synthesis
Molecular function (GO): proton transmembrane transporter activity
Source: RefSeq, a predicted model, not a curated record
AGUGUAAGCGGAAGCUAGACUAGAAGAGAGAUUCAUCCUAGGCUUUGCUUGGCCCUACUCUAGUUUUGGUGCAGCUAACUAAGGGUCGAAUUUCGUGACUUGAUGAAGAGGAAGCCGAGUAUCUUUGGUCUUGAAGAGUCAGGCCAAUCCAACCGCUUGCUCCUGCCCAACUCAGUCUCAGUCGUACCAUAAUGCGCCUGGACUCAACACUUUUCUUGCUCCAAGACCACCCUCUAGCCCUCAUGUCAAAUAGAUGACAGAAUUGUAAACAAUCUUAGAAUGAUUUAAGCUGAGGAACAUAGAGGUCUCUCCCACCAUUUUUGUCAUAUACCUCUGGAAUAGUGUUGAAAUCACACGCCACUAAGCAGGAGCCUAAACCAAGUGGUUUAUCUUAGCGUGCUAGCCGCAGCUUCAUUUCGUAUAGCGAUAACGCUUUCUCUUUCUUAGCGCUCCACCCCGCGGGGAACUCUGGUUGCGCUUUGGUUGGCUUUCUCUUUUUUUCGAUUUUCUCUGACUUGACUCAGCUUGACCUACUUGACUCAGCGGUUAGAGUAUCGCUUUCAUACGGCGAGAGUCAUUGGUUCAAAUCCAAUAGUAGGUAAAACCGGCCGAAACCCCCGCUUUUGCCAGCAUGACAGCAAGCACAGACUGGCAUCAAGGAGUCGAAUGACCAAAGCAUCGGUUGCUUCCACGAGACUAAACAAUCAAUGACCAAUAAAAGACCAACGAAACGACGAGUGAGAAAGAUAAAGCCUGCUAUUUGAAUAGUUGGUUUGAGCAUUUGUUUCAAUAGUUGAUACCCCUGUAGUGCUUCUAUUAGAGUAGGUGGGUAGCAGAUCACCAUCAUGUUUGAUCAAUUUAGUACCGGCAUUGCUUCAUCCAUUCUUUCCUGGGCACCGGUAAUCCCAAGAACGGCUAACGGCUCCCACCUCUCCUAUGGCAAGCCCAUCCUAGAUUUGAGAAAUGACAUUGAUCGAAACCAAGACGCUACGAAUCCUACGAACAAGACGAUUUAGUUAAAUACUACGUUGUAAAUACUAAAUACGAAUUAGCGCUAUUCGAGCUAGACCUGUCGCUUUCCCUUUUAGUUCUGGCCUACGAGCUAGAGAUUAUACGAGCUAUUUUUACCUAGUGCUAUCCACGUACGCCAAUAAAUCUAAUUAAAUAGUUGGAAUUGCAACUUCCAACGGCUAAAACCAAUCAAAUCAACGGCCAGGGAUUAAUACACAGGAACGGUUGCCUCUACUUGCUAUUUGCAUCGUAUCCUCGGGCAAAGCACAUUAGCUAAGGUUUCAUCGGAUUGCUACACGGCUUAACGGAAAUAACGGAACACCCCUCCAAACAGAUCGGAUUGCGCUAGAGCUAUUCCUAGACCUAGCGAUAGAGACGAGCUAGAGCGUUAAUACGAAUCAUCAAUUGAAGCAAAGGGUUUGCCCCAGGACUAGUACGCUAACGAGCUCCUCCUACGCCAAUACUUGCUUAAAAAAAUUCUCUAGGGUGCACUCGGGACAAGGCAGAAGCCGAAGCACAUUCCCUAGCGUACGAGAUAUGCCUUUUAGGAGAGAGAUCCCUUUUACGAGCAAUGGUUUUUGAUAAUGCUACCCCCAGUUCAAAGCAAAGGUCGAAGCUGAACUGCCUUUACUCGGCUUCCGUUCAAAGAUUCGUAUCUGUUUUUCCUCGGUUUCCCAUUGGAGGUUCCAAUACUUGCUUUUGGUGGAGGUCUCGUACCAUAGCGAGGGGCGAUCAAUUCCUAGCGCAAGAGCUAUUCCUAUCCUCGAGCGAAGCUAGUCCGUUUCCUAGGAAGGCGGCUAAGGGUUCGGGUCGGAAAACAGGUACGGUUCCCUAGAAUACCCUACUUCCGAGAAAGCCUCUCCUCCCCGAGGAGAGUCUUCCUCUUCCUAGCAUCUAGGCUAUACUCUCGUGUUUGACUUAACACAACGAGACAUAGGCACCCACAUGCUUGAACUACGAUGAUACCCUACGGUACGGACAUCACACAUUCAAGUAGGGAGACCUUGCUCGUGGAUAACUAGACGGCGGAGCGAAUAGAUUCAAACUUGAACCUAAGAGAGGCUUGAGGGCCGGCUUUUGGACCAUCGCAAACGGGCCUCGGAAUGGCUAAACACUUCCGAUUUCAAGCCUGAGUACUAUACGCUUUACGAUUAUCAAUAUGAAGGGAUAGGGUGAGUUAUUCAUUCCUAAGCUCCGAUUAGACCGCAAAGGACAGGUACUAAGCUUUAGAGCAAACUUUGAUUCAUACCACUUGGACUUUCCCUAGUUUUUAAACCAGUUCGCCAGUUCGUUUGCCCAGCGGGGCAGCUGCCCUUUUGGUUUUUAUCCAGCUUAUCCCCUUUGCUUUAAAACCUACUUCGCCUUCCCUAUUCCGAUUCGCUAUCGCUGUUCCGCUGUUCCGUUCCUAUUCUUUUCUUCCAAAUCCUAAUCCUGGAAAUGCAUAUGAUGACACUAGUUCACCAGGCUAGUGUUGGGAAUUCGAUUGAGUGCGAAAGCACAUUCCCUUGCUAGAGAUAUUCCUUUUAUUCAUCCCGGAUUGUGUGAAUGCGUUCACACCUAUCCCGAGUGGGUAUAGUUACGUGGUUAAGUAAUCCCUUCCUAUGCGAGGUUGUAUGAGAGAACAUAAGGAAAGGCUUGAUACAUCCAUGUCUAGCUCAUGUCGAUCUUCGUGUCAUUUUUCUUUCAUUAGCUCAGUAGGAUAGUCCACGUUGCUAGGAUGUGUGGGUCUAGUCUGGUCGUGACCCUCGAUCAAACCAUCCUAGCAAUGCCCUCUUCUCAAACAGGCGUUCGAUGUACGGAUCAUCGCCGCUUGUCUUUGGGGGUGGGAUUUGGAAUGGAAUUUCAAAUUCGAAUUGGAAGGUUUGACAGCCAAGGAGCGGCAAAUAAGUAAAUCUCUUCGACAUAGCAGAAGAGAAAAGGAAUAAUAAUCUCUUUCUUAAAAAGUCAAUAGAAGUAAAAUGCGAAGCAUGAAACUAAUUAAAAAGUUGGGAAUGGCUACAUCGGAAAAAGCGUGAAACAAUGUCAAGUCUCGGGUUUGAUCGAGUGAUGACGAGAGAUAGAAUGAUACAAAGCCUAAAGGGGAGAGCACUUAGCCGAGCAUUUAGUAGUCGUUCGGCUGGGGAAGAUUUUCUGUUUAAAUGUAUGCUUAAAUCUCUAGCGAAAGCUCAAAAAGAUAGAAAAAGAUGGCUAAGUAGCGAAAUUCUCAAAUAUAUGGGUUUACUGCCCGCAGAUUGUAGUUUCCAUUAUGUGAUUAAUUUCGUGAAUGAAGACAAUGAUUGCAUUGGAUUAGGCUCCGGUGAAUCAAGUGGCAGCAGUUCCCUGCCUACAACCUGGUGGGAGGUUUGGGAGCUGUUUUCACAGACAAAAUGUCCAAAGGCUCCACCAUUGGUUGAUUCUGCAUGUCCAAAUCCAAUGCAACAAAGCCUAUUGAAUUGCAUAAAAUUCCUCCAGCGUCCGAAGAUUUAUUGUGAUAUAUUUGCAGAAGGAUUUGGAAAUCGAGUUCGAAUUAUCAUGAAAUUUACGGAAGGUGUCGGAUGUCAAUUUUGGUGGGCGAUGCGGCCUCUAAAGGAUGACACUAGAGAAACUACUUUUCAUGUGAUUUCGAACUAUAAACUUUUUGUCAGCGCGGAUGUCUGGUAGAUGCAGAUUUCACGUUCUCACAAUUUGAUCAUAGUGAGAUCCUUUCAAGUCUCAAUAAAAUUCUUAUUAAGAAUCCUCUAUUAACAAAAACACUAGACAUUGAGGAGUCAUUGGUGACAGAUCAACCAUGGCCUGACUCAAUGUUGGACAUUGCAAAAUUUGCAAUUUGUUUUGCUAAUAUUCUGAUGACCGGGGCCGCCAAGCCUCAAGGACUUUUCCAUUUCCCCGAGGGGGAAUCCUAAAUGAAAUGAGAAAUUCCAAAAUAAAUAAAUGUGAAGUAGUUACAGAUGUGAAAAAAGUCAAUAUCUCUCUGUCUGUGUAGGUUCGGUUUGUUCUUAUCGAUCCAUUUCUUCGAGUGUGGGUGUCCUACGCUACUUCCGUUCAUGUUUACGUUCUCAAAAGAAAAGAAGGCUUUCCUUGGAAAAACCAAGGACAACCCCUAUCUCAGUCUCCUUUCUCUUUUCGGGAGCAGAGCUUCAAAAGAUGUAGUUACCCUAUGAUGAGAUUGAGUUCAACGGAUAUGAAGGAUAGAAAUAUGCUAUUUGCUGCUAUUCCAUCUAUUUGUGCAUCAAGUCCGAAGAAGAUCUCAAUCUAUAAUGAAGAAAUGAUAGUAGCUCGUUGUUUUAUAGGCUUUCUCAUAUUCAGUCGGAAGAGUUUAGGUAAGACUUUCAAAGAAACUCUCGACGGGAGAAUCGAGUCUAUUCAGGAAGAAUUGCAGCAAUUCUUCAAUCCUAACGAAGUCAUUCCGGAGGAAUCCAAUGAACAACAACGAUUACUUAGGAUCAGCUUGCGAAUUUGCAGCACCGUAGUAGAAUCAUUACCAACGGCACGCUGUGCGCCUAAGUGCGAAAAGACAGUGCAAGCUUUGUUAUGCCGAAACCUAAAUGUAAAGUCAGCAACACUUCUAAAUGCCACUUCUUCCCGUCGCAUCCGUCUUCAGGACGAUAUAGUCACAGGUUUUCACUUUUCAGUGAGUGAAAGAUUUGUAUCCGGGUCUACGUUCAAAGCUUCUACCGUAGAAAAAAUUCGAGAGGCCUUCGUACCCAUAGACCUAAUUCGAGAAGGCUUGAUAGUCCUAAGAAAGGUGAGGGUGGGGGGUGAUAUUAUGGCUGAAUAAGGAAGAGGAAUAGAAUCUCAUUCAUGUGUUCAUGCUAACAGAAGAGCGGAUCCAAUACACAUAAGG